Medioppia subpectinata is the source of this 435-nucleotide messenger RNA. Lineage: Eukaryota; Metazoa; Arthropoda; Arachnida; Sarcoptiformes; Oppiidae. The record is from the annotation of a GenBank genome assembly.
AUGCCUUGUAGCGGUGAUGAGGACAUAGAGAAGUGCAUUACAACCGAUUUCCAUAAGAAAAGGCCUUCAAAAGAAGAUGUUCUCCACAAACAGUGCGAGCCCUGGAAAGACUAUUCCUGCUGUACAAACAGGCGGACAAUUUCGUCCCAUCAAUCGAUAAAUCACUACAAAUUCAAUCUCAAUCACUGUCCGACUCAACCGAUGAGUGAUAAAUGUCGGAAACACUUCACUCAGGACUUGUGUUUCUACGAAUGCGAGCCAUUCGUGAAGCCAUGGGUUGUAAAAGUAAACCGAUCUUUCGCUGAAGAAAGGAUAUAUAAAGUUCCCAUUUGUGCGUCCGAUUGCGACCAGUGGUGGGAGGAUUGCAAAGACGACUACACGUGUACUAACAAUUGGGCCCGAAAUUUCAAGUGGACGAACGGAUCCAACGUCUGU